Schistocerca cancellata (South American locust) is the source of this 2745-nucleotide messenger RNA. Its product is annotated as solute carrier family 22 member 7-like. The coding region runs from base 52 to 1737 and encodes 561 amino acids. NCBI's taxonomy places the organism in Eukaryota, Metazoa, Arthropoda, Insecta, Orthoptera, Acrididae. Gene Ontology annotation, biological process: transmembrane transport. The record is from RefSeq and is a predicted model, not a curated record. Gene Ontology annotation, cellular component: membrane. Gene Ontology annotation, molecular function: transmembrane transporter activity. The transcript is spliced from 9 exons.
GUCGCAGUCAGUGGGUGUGCGACUCCCUUGAACAGACGUCUCUUUGCAGGGAUGGGGAAAGACAUCGGCAACGGCGAACUGCAAGCAUUAGAGGAGAGGACUGGAAUCCCAGAAUGCAGUACAAAAACAAAGGCUGCUCCAGCAUUCGAGGAGGUCCUGGACGCCAUUGGGUCCAGAGGGAAGUUCCAGACGAGGCUGAACAUCGUCUUCGUUUGCUUUGCCUCAUGCUUCGACCUGAUGAGUGUCAACGUGUUCUACCUGGCUGUGCAGACUCCAGAUCACUGGUGCUACGUGCCUGGCAGGGAACUUUCUAACCUUUCAGUUGAGGAGUGGAAGAACCUCACCAUACCGAGGGAAGGAGCCUCGUUCAGCAAGUGCCUGAUGUACAACCAGAGCUAUGUGACGGACUUCGGCGGCAGCAGGGAACCUGUGAAGUGCCAGCACGGCUGGGAGUACGACGACACGUGGUUCUCCCUGACGGUGACGUCACAGAUGAACUGGGUGUGCGACAACCGCCAGGCCGUCAACGACGUCUUGUUCUUCUCACAGAUUAUUGGAGUCGCCCUGGGGUUACUGUUUGGCUACAUAGGCGACAUGUACGGCCGACGCCCCCAGCAGCUGCUGUGCCUGUCAGCCCACGUGGUCAGCAGGCUGCUGGUCGUGCUGUCUCCACACGUGCUGCCACUCUUCAUCCUGGCAGCAUCCCUCGUGUCAGCCGCAUCUGGGCCCAUGGUCGAAUCGGUCAUGUCUGUUGGCUUGGAGCUGACUGAUAUCAAGAACCGCACUGCGAUCAACUGCUACGCAUCCUGCAGCAUGGCCGUUGGAGUGAUUCUCGCUGGUCUGGUGUCUUGGGCGAUGCCCAAUUGGAACUAUUCCGUCUCGUUUGCCGCCCUCAGUUGUUUUGCGCUGUUCUGCUUCUUCAGUUGGUUCCCCGAGUCUCCACGCUGGCUGGCGUGCAGGGGUCGCGAGCAGGAGGCGCUGGCUGUUGUGCGUCGCAUAGCAGCCACCAACGGCUCCACGGUGCCCCCGUUCGCCCUGCAGGUGAUCCAGACCGUGGCCAAGAGCAAGACAGACAGGAGGGGCUUCCUCAGCAUCUUCACCAGCUUUAACCUCGUCAGGAACACAACACUCCUCAUCAUUGCCAGGUCGGUGCACCUGCUGGCAAUGUACUCACUGGUGAUAGCGGUGAGCCGACUGAGCGCGAACCCUUUCCUGGGGAUAGUGGCGCAGGGGGCGGCCAAGCUGCCUGGCCACUUCAUGGUGAACUACUUUGCGGCGAGGUUCGGUCGCCGUUGGCCCAGUGUAGGGUGUGCACUGUUGGCUGCACUGGCCAGUCUACUCAUCUUCUGCCUGCUGACUGAACACAUCGCGGGUGCAGCCAUCGUGAUGGCGACCAUGCUGAUGCAGUUCAGCACCGUCGCCGGUAUGGGCAUGGCAAACCUGCAGAGCAUCGAGUUGCACCCCACGUGUCUCCGCCAGAUCGCAACGGGUGUCGAGUACGCCGUUGCUGGAAUUUCCUUGUCUUCCCUGCCCUACCUGGUGCUGAUGGACGACAAGCGACUUCCGUUCGCCAUCCUCUGUGCCCUCGAGUUGAUGGUAGCGUUUUCUGUGUCGUUCCUGCCAGAAUCUGCGUUGCAGCGAUUGCCAGAGACGUUAAGGGAUGGUGCCGAAUUUGGCAGAGGGCAACCCUACUGGAGCUGGAAACCAAAACCACCUCUUCAGUACGCCACAGAAUAAAGGAGUUCCAGAAGUUUCUUAUAGUGUAGUUCUACACUGGUCAUAGCGUAGCAGCUGACAUGUUAAUGCGACGCUAGCAGCCUACGACUUCUGUUUGCUGACGUCUUGCAUGACUUGCUCGGCCUGCUAUGAGUGGUUAACAGUGCAGUUCGAACUUUAUUUCAAAUCUGUAAACAGUAGCACGAAAACUAAGGCUGACCAGGAUUAGAUUAUAAAUUUACUUUCUGGUGCAACUAGAGACUCCUCAGAAUCAGUUUUUACAAGACACAGGCAAUAAUUACUGGACGAACUACUUGCAGGAUCUAUCUCCACGUCCAUCUCCAUGGUUUCUGUCUAACCAUUUAUGACCGCCCUAUCCAAUAAACGCUACACCAAACUAAACCAGCAUAGAAACCGCACCUACUGGCUAUCCAAAGAAAACAAAAUUUCACAAUAGACUAAAACUACAGGCUGCACAACUAACAGCCUUAAUCUGAGGACUAAUCCUGUUAUUCCAACGUCACCUGGAUUUAUACCCCCUUACACCCACACCUUUAAUUUUAACACUCCCCCUAAAAUGAUACUAUGCAACUCUCCUUGCUCUCUGUAUCCACCUACUACCUCUUCCCCCCCUCCCCCACCUGUUACACCUACAAGCGCUCCACAUCCAAUUCCAAAAAAAAUUUAAUCACUUCCCACAACCUGCCCACGAAAUCCCAUCCAGAGAUCUACCCAUCGUUCCAUCUUUAACAGAAUUCUCUUCUUGCUUCCAUGUGUGUGUGUUACAGUUCGCAACCCCAAACCACUUUUUUGGGUCCUUCUCCUCAACUCUUCACUCCUAUAUUCUUCCGAAAACGCAUUUAAGCAGGUGAAAUGUUAAAUAGAAUUAUUAUUGAGAGUGAUGUAAUUAUAUAUGGAUAUAAACGCCACCUACUCUUUGCAUACAUUUAGUAAAAUGAAGACCGCCAUUUAAAGGAUUUAAAAAAAAUUAAAAACCAGCAAAUAUCAGUAUUUAAAUUACAGUCUGAA